AUGAAGGUGUUGUUUGACUACCAAGAGAUUCUUGAAGUGAUCAAGAACAAAGUGAACCAUCUUGUUGAAGAUAAUUUCGAGAAAGUUGGUAAUUCUGAAUCACCGAAGCAAGUGUGGGAAAACUUGGAAAAGGCAUACGUAGAGGCUGACAAGGCGAAGUUUGUGAGGUUACAAACUCACAAACUUCAACCUGAUUUGUUUCAAAUUGAGGACAAGAAGACCAUCAACGAUUUUACAACGAGAAUUACUCGGUUGGUGAACCAGGUAGAAGAAAAUGCAAUGGUGACUUUAAAAGAAAUAGUGCAGUUCAACGAUCAAUGGUAUUUAGACUCUAGAAGUUCAACACAUAUAAUAUGGAGAAAAGGUUGGUUUGUUACACUCAAUUGUGCCAUUAAGAACAAAGUGAAGUUCGCGAUUGAUACCACUCUAGCGGCGGAAGGGAUCAGUGAUGUAUCGAUCGGAAGAAGGGAUGGUAGACAUUCUUUGAUAAAGGAUGUGUUGCAUAUUCCCAUAAUCAAGUGUGACUUUCCAAGUAUUGACCAAUUACUUGAGUAG
Vicia villosa (hairy vetch) is the source of this 555-nucleotide messenger RNA. RefSeq lists its product as uncharacterized. The record is from RefSeq and is a predicted model, not a curated record. The coding region runs from base 1 to 555 and encodes 184 amino acids. The transcript is spliced from 3 exons. NCBI's taxonomy places the organism in Eukaryota, Viridiplantae, Streptophyta, Magnoliopsida, Fabales, Fabaceae.